This is a messenger RNA of Anopheles bellator, 2606 nucleotides long. RefSeq names its product iron-sulfur clusters transporter ABCB7, mitochondrial (gene ABCB7). Gene Ontology annotation, cellular component: mitochondrial inner membrane. Gene Ontology annotation, biological process: transmembrane transport; intracellular iron ion homeostasis. Lineage: Eukaryota; Metazoa; Arthropoda; Insecta; Diptera; Culicidae. The transcript is spliced from 7 exons. The record is from RefSeq and is a predicted model, not a curated record. Bases 1 to 2427 code for a protein of 808 amino acids. Gene Ontology annotation, molecular function: ABC-type transporter activity; ATP binding; ATP hydrolysis activity.
AUGGCUGUGCUUCUUCAGAUCGUAUCAAAACAAUUCCCGCAAAUCCACCGCAAUUUGUUGGAUGUGGUGAAAAUUUCGUUCAAAAAUCAUCAUCCACUCGGCGACAACUACUGCAAGCUGCACACUAGGCACCUCCAUGUCACGGCUUCCGCAGCAAGUUUACAGAACGAUUCUAGGCGAAGGGACACGGUACAAAGACGAUACUAUGCCAGUCCUAGCCCCAAUGGACCCCAGCGUGAUGGCACCGAAAACGCCCUGCGGCAUAUAUUUCAGAAGAAGAAACAACCAUCGACGGGUGGAUUCGAAAGUAACGCAUUCGACGGUCGUUGGUCUGAUAGUCAUGGCAACCCGCUGAAUAUUCGUCGGCCACAGCAAACGCAGCAAAUACGACGGUAUCUUCACACCAGGGGCUACUUGAAGACGAAGACGGGUCAUCAGCAUACCGCACCAUUUCACGGUGGAGCGCUGCCAACCCCUAACACCAAACGGUUCCCACCUAACCAUUCCCUACUGCCAGCUCCGACAAUCGACAAAUCACCACCAAUUCGUCAUUGUUUCCAUCUAGGGCACCAUCCGGCAUCCGGCGAAUCGAUUGGCAGCUACGAUGGGCCGGCAGUGACCGCCACCGACAUGAUUAAGGCGAUGGCCACGUACAUUUGGCCGAAGGACGACGCUAUAGUGCGGAAGAGAGUCUUGAUAUCGUUGAGUUUACUCGGAGGAGCGAAAGUACUGAACGUCUGCGUUCCGUUCCUGUUCAAAAUGGGCGUCGAUAACCUGAACGUACUGAGCAUGGACACGGUACCGGAGGCGGCCUCUGCCCUCACCAUCUCGGUGCUGUUGGGAUAUGGCAUUGCACGUGCCGGAGCUGCUGGUUUCAAUGAGCUGCGGAAUGCCGUCUUUGCCCGCGUGGCUCAGCAUUCAAUACGAAAGAUCGCCACCAAUGUGUUCCUGCAUUUGCAUAAUCUUGACCUACAGUUUCAUCUUAGCAAGCAAACGGGUGCCCUAUCGAAGACUAUCGAUCGGGGAUCCCGAGGCAUCAAUUUUGUGCUCACGGCGAUGGUGUUUAACGUUGUACCGACGGUGUUUGAGUUGGCGCUCGUCUCUAGCAUACUCGGAAUGAAGUGCGGCCUUGCAUACGCGGCCCUUUCGAUGGGCUGCGUUGGCGUUUACAGUGCAUACACUUUGGCCGUUACGCAGUGGCGCACCAAGUUCCGAAUCUACAUGAACCAAGCGGAAAACGAGGCCGGCAAUAAGGCCGUCGAUUCGCUCAUCAACUACGAAACGGUAAAGUACUUCAACAACGAGCAGUACGAAGCGAACCGCUACGAUAAGGUGCUGCAGAAGUACGAGGAGGCCAGUCUGAAGACGAGCACCAGCUUGGCAGUGCUGAACUUUGGUCAGAAUGCGAUCUUCAGCGUUGCGCUGAGCGCCAUUAUGGUGAUGGCCGCGAACGAGAUCGCUCGAGGCAAUAUGACGGUGGGGGAUUUGGUGAUGGUGAACGGGCUGCUUUUCCAGCUCUCGAUUCCGCUCGGGUUCCUCGGGAGCGUUUAUCGGGAGGUUCGCCAAGCGCUACUCGAUAUGCGAACCAUGUUCACGCUAAUGGGUGUGGAAAGCGCAAUUCAGAACCGUUCCAAUGCGCUUCCAUUGGAUGUGCACCGUGAGACGGCUUCGAUCGAGUUCCGCAACGUUGGUUUCCGGUACGCGCAGAGUAAUGACAUUUUCAAGGAUCUUUCCUUCACGAUACCGCCCGGUGUGAAGAUUGCCAUCGUCGGUGGGUCGGGCUCGGGCAAGUCCUCGAUGGUGCGGUUACUUUAUCGAUUCUUCGAACCGACGGCGGGCGAGAUACUAAUCAAUGGGCAAAAUAUUCGCGAAGUGGAUCUGCAAAGUUUACGACGUGCGAUCGCCGUUGUUCCGCAGGAUUCGGUACUGUUCCACGACACCAUCCGCCACAACAUUCACUACGGUGAUCUGUCGCGAUCGCAGGCUGAACUGGAGGAUGCGGCCCGCAUGGCGGAUCUGCACGAGUCCAUUUUGCAGUGGCCCAAACAGUACGACACGCAGGUCGGCGAACGGGGACUGAAGCUGUCCGGUGGAGAGAAACAACGGGUAGCCAUUGCGCGAGCCAUUUUAAAGAACUCACCCAUACUGGUGUUCGAUGAAGCAACGAGCAGUUUGGAUUCCAUCACCGAGCAAAACAUACUGCAAGCCCUGGCCCGGGCAACGGAUAAUCGUACCAGCAUUUGCAUUGCCCAUCGCCUUUCGACGGUGAUGGAUGCAGAUGAAAUAUUGGUACUUGAAAAUGGACGCAUUGGACAACGUGGAACACACGAUCAGUUGCUGCGAAGCGGUGGUCUGUACACCAAGCUGUGGGACACACAGAAUCGUCUCCACAGUAGCACCAAAACGAUAACCGAAGGGAGUCAUUGAGCCUCGAUUGCGAAGAUUUGCACCUGCACCAGGCGUGGCGAACGCAAUGGAAUCGAGCUUUGCCAAUGAUUGUUGACUAUUUUUAAGCCAAAACGAAAAGAAAAUUCCGACCCCUGGGAGCUAUUUGCACGUGUAUAGAGACAAAAGGAACAAUAUUAAAACCAGUCUAAUGCCCGAAU